Molecule: messenger RNA, 1028 nt
Organism: Topomyia yanbarensis
Lineage: Eukaryota; Metazoa; Arthropoda; Insecta; Diptera; Culicidae
Gene: Pef
Product: peflin
Exons: 5
Coding region: 206-835 (209 amino acids)
Biological process (GO): COPII vesicle coat assembly
Molecular function (GO): calcium ion binding
Source: RefSeq, a predicted model, not a curated record
GAUAAAAGUACCUCGGCUGGUCUAUUACUAUAGUAAUAUAUAUGAGUGUCUAUAGCUCGAAUACACAACUGGGAAGCGUGUAGGAAGACGUCAAUGAUUUAUAAAUAUAAUCAUCAAUGAUUAGCUUGUAAUGCUACACUGUUCGUCAGGACGGACGAUUUCAUUCAUACCAUAAUAAUUAUUUCUGAAUAGGUGUUGUCUGAGGAUGGCUUAUCAGGGUGGUUAUCCUGGGCAGCAGUACGGAGGCUACGGUCAACCACAAGGUGGCUAUCCGGGCCAAGCACCCGGCGGUUACGGUGGAUACGCUCCACCUCAACAACCGGGCGUAAGUCCCGAAAUUCAAAACAUCUUCCGCAAUGUAGAUAAGGAUGCCUCGGGGAAAAUCAAUGCAAAAGAACUUCAAGCUGCUUUGAUUAAUGGCCGUGGGGAUCACUUUUCCGACACUGCGUGUACCUUGAUGAUUGGUAUGUUUGACCAAGACCGCAGCGGUACAAUUGAUAUUUAUGAAUUUGACAAAUUGUAUACCUACAUAAAUCAAUGGCUUCAAACAUUUAAAACAUAUGAUCGUGAUGCAUCUGGUCAUAUCGAGGAAGGCGAGCUGGCCCAAGCUUUAUCUCAAAUGGGAUUCCGUUUUUCGCCUCAGUUUAUUCAGUUUUUAAUUGCAAAAAAUGAUCCAGUUCAACGCAAGGAAAUAUCGGUCGAUCAAUUCAUCGUCACGUGCGUUCAAAUUCAACGAUUCACCGAGGCAUUCCGAGCGAGAGAUAGCGAGCAGAAGGGUGUCAUAACUAUUGGUUUUGAGGAUUUCCUCAAUAUUGCCCUGACGACAUCGACGUAAACUGGAGCUACCUGUUCAGAGGCGCUUGCAUGCAAAACCACUAUUAAAACUAUUAAGUUUAUAUCUGGACACUAGCAACUUGCUGGUGUUAUCCGGAAGAAGCUAACAUGGUUGCAUUUGAGCAUAAUUGGCAUUUUGAAUCUAUAUUAAAGAAUAAAUAUUAAAGAUAUUAUUUUCACAUGCAUACCCUAAA